Molecule: messenger RNA, 1113 nt
Organism: Podarcis muralis (Common wall lizard)
Lineage: Eukaryota; Metazoa; Chordata; Lepidosauria; Squamata; Lacertidae
Product: struthiocalcin-1-like
Source: RefSeq, a predicted model, not a curated record
UCCUUCCUCCUUUCCCCUGCCUCUGACCUGACAAAGCUUCAUAUAAUAAUUAAGGCAGCCAACUUGGGAGUCAGGCUUGCCUGUGGAAAGAGUUAUCCAUCACCUCAAAAGGACUGAACCUGGGUCUACCACAAGAUGGGAUUUGUCACCUCCUUCGCCUGUUGUCUUCUUGGAGUCCUGGUCUCCAGUUCUUUUCCAGGAGCCAAGGCCCUAUCCUGUCCUGAUGGUUGGCUGCAAAACCAGGGCAAUUGCUAUGGAUAUUUUGAUACCAAGUUGUCAUGGAGAGAUGCUGAGACUGCAUGCCAUAGCUAUGGCCAUAGGGCUCACCUUGCCUCUAUCCUUAAUGUGGAUGAGACAGCCCUGAUUGCCAAGCACAUCUCCGCGUCCCAGCAAGAACAAAGCAACGUAUGGAUUGGGCUUCAUUACAAUGGGCGUUGGAGGUGGCCUGAUGGAUCAGUCUACAAGUUCGACGAAGGUUACAAAUCCUGGUACCCAACCACACCAGACGACUGGGCCCCUUAUGAGCAUUGUGUGGAGCUCCUAUAUUUUCCAGAAACCGUUUACAGUUUUGUGAAAUGGAAUGAUAGAAACUGCAACCAACUCAACAGCUACAUCUGCAAGAAAAAACUCUAAUCCAGCAACUGUCAUUCCCAACUGUGCCUUCUGUGAUUGAUGGACAGCUCUCUGGAAUCAUUACCUCCUCUCCAAUCCCUCAGUGAUCAACUCUCAUCCAUUAUUUCCAAGAUAGGUUUCAAUACAAUGUAAUCCUAAUAGUCUCUUAUGCAUAUAUUUCUUGUCAUGAUUCUGUCCUUCUCAUCCCAUCAGUCCUUACAGCACCAAUUCUCAGAGCACAAAUCUCAUGAUAAGGAGUCACUCCUUGCACGAGAGUCCCAGGAACAGGGGGGUGCUGUGUCUAACUCUCACUGUGUCUAGCACUGCUGUUCACAACACACAAGGCACUCAAAUCCAGAUGUCACCGCAAAUUUCAUCCCCAAAACAAACAUCUUUCCUUAGAGCUGCUCAGCGCAGUUGAUAUGAAAUCCAGAAUUUUAGAAGCCACAAAAUGAGGACAGGGAAAGAAGAAGAGUUUGGAUUUGAUAUCCCGCUUUAUCA